AUGCCAGACGUACCGCAUACGGAUAUUAACAAUACACAGGGUAACGUAACAACGUUCCAAUUGCCCCACCCAGACAGUAGUUACUCACUAGCCUGGCUUGAGAUCCCACUACUAUGGAUCAUCACCGGUGUAUCCAUGACAACCAACUGCAUGGUGCUGAUAAUCUUAUUAAAGAAGCCAAAGCUCCGAACGGUAACGAAUCUUCUCGUGUUGAACCUCACAGUGUCCGACCUAUUGUUGUGUGUUAUAUCAGUGCCGUUUAUCACCAUCGCGAUUGCCGCAGAUGACUGGAUAUUAGGGACUAGACUCUGCCAUUUCACCGGGUUUCUCAUAUCCAGCUGCAUCUGCGGAAUGCUCUGGACUUUAUUGUUUAUCUCUGUUAAUCGAUAUUAUAUGAUCGUUCACGCCCAGACAUACGCAGUUCGAUUCUCUAAACGGCGUGCGAAAAAAGCAAUUUACUUCUUGUGGACGGUUGCCAUCGCAACAGCUGUAUUGCCUCUUCUGGGAUGGGGGGAGUACACGUACGAUACGGGGAGAAAUUUGUGUUUCAUCGGGCCCGAUACAAGCCCUUCUAAUACCAUCUUCUUCGUAACUGUUUCCACAAUAGUGCCUUUUUUGCUCAUGGUGUACUGCUAUUGGAACAUAUUCCUUGCAGUUCGUCAAAAUUCGCGUAGAAUAAAAAACACGGCGAAGGCGCUAAUACAGACGUCGGCGUUGGUGAUUGCAGAAGGAGCCGGCAGCCCGCACAUGUCUAACAUGCGUGAAUCUCGCGCAGGGAAGCGCAUGUCCGAACUACUUCCUAGGUUAUCAGAUUCCAGUUUUAACCCGCGGUUAGCUCUCCCCCGUGUUUCCGAUACGCGACGAUUAUCCUCGACUUCUAUGGCGUCCAUAACAUCGCGCGUUACAUUAAUCGGGUCUCAGACGGCGGAACGACCGGAACAAGGUAAAUUAACCCGCAUGUUGGUUCUGGUAUUCAGUGUAUACGCUGUGCUCUGGAUGCCAGUCGCCCUGAGUAUGUUUGUGGAAGCUUCAUAUAACACUCGUUUUAACAAGCACCUUGAAAAACUUCUUUUGUUCAUGUUGUACUUACUGACUGGCGUAAACCCGCUAGUUUAUGGGCUUAUAAAUGAGACGUACAGGAAGGUAUUUUGCUCCGUACUCUGUUGUCAAAGGUCGCAUUUCUCCCAUAUGUCACGGCGUAGACAUGUUACGAUGGCUGAUGACGGGAAUCGAUCAAGUAUCGCCAUGAUAUCCGCUGAACAAGGUUACGGGAAUAGGCCCAAUGUCUCCGUAAUGUCAUAUGCUGAUCGAGAUUCUCUGAGCAAAGCAAAUACUUACAGUUUGUCGGAUACCAAAUGUGGAAGUUAUGUCGAAGUGCAGCCGGCUUAUUUAGAGCUAUCGUCAUCCGGAAGUCCGAGAGUCAGUGUAACCAACAAACCUUCUAGUGCAACGUCGCCGAGAUUGACCUUUGCUUGGCAACAGCCUGACUAUGACUAUGAUCGCCGCAAUAUAAUUCCACCGGUCAGCCCAGAUUGCUGCAAAGGGCAGGAAUCAUUAACCCCUGUCUAA
Saccoglossus kowalevskii is the source of this 1569-nucleotide messenger RNA. RefSeq names its product G protein-coupled receptor 161B-like. Gene Ontology annotation, cellular component: membrane. The record is from RefSeq and is a predicted model, not a curated record. Gene Ontology annotation, molecular function: G protein-coupled receptor activity. Gene Ontology annotation, biological process: G protein-coupled receptor signaling pathway. Lineage: Eukaryota; Metazoa; Hemichordata; Enteropneusta; Harrimaniidae.